AUGUGCAACCUCUGUCGACGAAUCGAAACCAUAAAAACCAUCGAAUCCAUCCUCCUGAAACCCCUCAUCAGCAUCCUCUGCAAAUUCCACGAAAAAUCAGAACCAGGACUCGGAGAUGUCCUAAUAUGGCGCGAGGCGCGCAUAAAUGCCAUCCAAAAGCGUCUACUUCCCCUACAAAUUGGACCUUUAAAAUAUCUCAUAAGAGCCAUUAUAGCCGAUUUAGAGUCCGAGUUGGCAAAAAUACAAAUUAAAAAGAUGGACCAUCCAGCCAUGUGGAGUGUAGGAAAGUUGAAUAGUUUGAAGGAAAAUAUUCGGCCUGAUGAGAGCUCGAGUAUUAGGGCGUGGAAGACUAAUAGAGCUGAGGAAGCUAGAGUUGCGAAAAGUACUGUAGCUCCUCAGAGUAUUACUCGGACGCAGGAUCAUAUGGAACAGGAUCUUUUGGUGGAUGAUUUGUUUCCGCAUCCCGAUAAUCUUCAAUGGUCUACGCAGCUUGUCGAUGAAUGGUUUGCCAAGAAUAGUGAUGUUUGGUUAAGCGAGGGGGCUUCUGGAGAGUAUGUUAGGAAGUAUGGUAUAGGUUCGAGAUGA
This is a messenger RNA of Sclerotinia trifoliorum, 585 nucleotides long. NCBI's taxonomy places the organism in Eukaryota, Fungi, Ascomycota, Leotiomycetes, Helotiales, Sclerotiniaceae. The record is from the annotation of a GenBank genome assembly.